CGCGUCAUGGACUCCGCCGCGUGGGGCUGCGCCCGCUUCUGCGCCCGCAUGAGGCCGCCCACCGCGCUGCUGCUGGCUGCGCUCGUGCUGCUCGGAUGCGGAACCUAUUUACUUCGAAUUGCCGCGGCGGCGGGCGCUAAGGCGAGGAAGAAAUUAAUGAGAAUUGUGGAUCAUGACGUGCGGCGUCUAGCAACUGCGCCCAGUGGGAGUACACCCGUUUUGAAUAGAGAGAAGUGGGGAGCGGGGCUAUUGUGGAAAGUGAGAGAGAAAGUGGCUGCGUCGUCGGCUGUGGCGAUGGCUACAAUGAGGUUUGCUGCUGACAGGGAGACAGAGGAGCCACUAGUAGGAGAUUGGGAAGUGCACAGUUGGUUUGGGGACGAGUCUCUGCUGGAGUGA
Messenger RNA from Gryllus bimaculatus (two-spotted cricket), 396 nucleotides. The record is from the annotation of a GenBank genome assembly. Lineage: Eukaryota; Metazoa; Arthropoda; Insecta; Orthoptera; Gryllidae.